ACACAACGAUCCGAUCGGGGACACGAUCUGUUUGUUGAUCCCGACGUUCCGUUUAGGGUGCACGGAGUGAGGAUGAAGACAUUUUUAGAUGAGUGGCUGUGGCAGCAGGAGUACUGGCUUCCUCCUGGAAUCAGCUGGCAGGAUAUGGAGAUGAUGGAGGAUGAAGGCCGCUACCCGCUUCCCAAGGAUUUGAUCUACACCUUUCCACUAGCCAUCGGUUUUAUAGCUUUCAGAUAUGUCUUUGAGAGGCUCAUCGCUGUCCCAUUAAGCAAACGCUUAGGAGUGAAGGACCAGAUUCGGAUUCGAGCCGCACCUGUCCCAAAGCUUGAGGCCUUCUACAGACAUAGCAACCGUCAACCCUCACAGAGUGAGGUUGUGAGCCUGGUGAAACAAUGUGGACUCCCCCAGAAAAAGAUCCAGACCUGGUUCAGACACAGGCGGAACCAGGACCGACCGAGCAACACCAAAAAAUUCUGCGAGGCCUCCUGGAGAUUUGUCUUCUACCUUAUAGCAUUUACAGCAGGACUCUGCAGUUUAAUCAACACAGCAUGGUUCUGGGAUCACAGAGAAUGCUGGAGGGGUUACCCCAAACAGCCGAUGUCUGAGACUCAUUACUGGUAUUAUAUCUUGGAACUGAGCUUCUAUUUGUCGCUGCUUCUGUGUGUUUCUGUGGACGUUAAGCGAAAAGAUUUCAAGGAGCAGGUAAUCCAUCACAUUGCCACUAUAUUCCUCAUCAGUUUUUCCUACUGUGGCAACUAUGUGAGGGUUGGCACGCUGGUGAUGCUGGUGCACGAUUCCUCAGACUUUCUCCUCGAGUCAGCAAAGAUGUUCCACUAUGCUGGCUGGACGAGGACGUGUGACUCUCUCUUUGUUGUUUUUGCUCUGGUCUUUCUGGUCACCAGGCUGGUGGUCUAUCCUUGCAGAGUGGUCCACACCACCUUAGUGGUGUCCCGAGAAUUCUUCCAACCUUUCUUUGGUUAUUACUUCUUCAAUAUUCUCCUGUUAAUACUGCAAGCACUGCACAUCUUCUGGGCUUAUCUCAUCCUGCGCAUGGUGUGCAAGUUUGUGUUCCUGGGCAAGGUGGAGAAGGAUGAACGCAGCGAUGAAGAGAGUGAGGUGGAUGACAAUGAUGAAGAAGAAGAGGAUCCUGAAGAAGUAGGGGAUGAGUGCAGCUGGAACCACAGAAAUGGUUCGGUUAAUUCUAAACUGCCAUCGCUGGCUAAUAACUGUGUCCUUAACAACCUGACCACCCAGAGGAAUAUGAACAGCAGGCUUCCCAAAGCCAGAUAACCGAACAGUCGAGGACAAACAUUUACCUUUACAAAGGUCGCUCAUUUUUUACAUGAUACGUAUGGCUUGUGUACAUCCAACAGAGUCCAUUCAUAACUUCACAUCAUAGUAGGUCUGAAUUCUGCAAACAGUAUCUUCACAGAAACAGAUCAUAGAGCUAAUUUUAAAUCUGUAAACCCAUUGUGUUCAUCAUAGGAAAAUGUGCUGUCAUCACCUAAAUCCUUGUAUACUGUUAAGAAAAAUACAUGUAAUACAAAAAGAAAAAAAAAUUCCUUCCUUCCAUAUUUUUUCACUGCUUUUUAAUAUCCUAGAAUACAAAUAGCUGUUAAACAUAUGGUAUAAAUCACUAGUCUUAUCUCUGACUACAAGAAAACAAAACUAAAAUGUUAGAAGAGCAAAGUGUUAUCGAAUACGUUAUUUAAAACGAGCUGACUAAAGUUGGAAUUAAAACUCACAAGUCAUCUUUGUACUUGAUUAAUUGU
Thalassophryne amazonica is the source of this 1772-nucleotide messenger RNA. Its product is annotated as ceramide synthase 2-like. Bases 73 to 1290 code for a protein of 405 amino acids. Gene Ontology annotation, biological process: ceramide biosynthetic process; regulation of DNA-templated transcription. The record is from RefSeq and is a predicted model, not a curated record. Gene Ontology annotation, cellular component: membrane. Gene Ontology annotation, molecular function: DNA binding; sphingosine N-acyltransferase activity; DNA-binding transcription factor activity, RNA polymerase II-specific. NCBI's taxonomy places the organism in Eukaryota, Metazoa, Chordata, Actinopteri, Batrachoidiformes, Batrachoididae. The transcript has 11 exons.